AUGGUUGUAUUCAGUACAUUCCAAUCUCAUCCAAAUGAUCCUAUUUAUCUCAUUAUUUCGGGUUCGUUGGCUAAAGAAGUCGUUCCAAUAAUCUAUGAAUUUUCAAAUCUUGUACAGAUCUUUCUUUUUUGCGGAUCAGUUUCUGCUUAUUCAGAAUGGGGUAUGGAUUAUUGUGAUAAAAUGAUGAUAUUUGAUCAUGGAGAUGAUCUUUUAGAACGAUUAUGGAAUGAUUUACAAAACAAGUUACGAGAAUAUGCGACACUAUGUUUAAAACGUGCAGAGGAGUACAAACAACGAGCAUUACAGUAUAAAAAGUCAUGCGGUUAA
Messenger RNA from Rotaria sp. Silwood2, 327 nucleotides. The record is from the annotation of a GenBank genome assembly. Lineage: Eukaryota; Metazoa; Rotifera; Eurotatoria; Philodinida; Philodinidae.